AUGAGAGAAGCACCACCAACUCAAUGCACAGAACAUGAUUUUUUCGAAGAUAAUCAUGAUAGUGAGAAACUGAUGAACAACGGUGAUCACAAAGUAUCAAUGACGAAGUCGGAUUGCAACAAGAUUUCCAAUGGACAUCAAUGUAAAUGGCCAUCUCCAUCAGCUUAUUUCUAUUGUAAACAAUGUAAUAAACUUUUAUGCACUGAGUGCAGUGGACAGUUUUUAAUGUCAUCUAGGAGUAAUGCACACGGAAGUCAUCUGAUCUUACCACUUGACACUGUAAUACAUGAAACUAAAAGUGAAAUCAGCGAGCAGAUUGAUCGUGUUAAACGGAAAAAUGCACAUUUUGAAGAUUAUUUAAAUCAUCUUGUACAGUAUGGUCACGAACUCAAUGAAGCAAAAAUGAGCAUCCUUCAACAAAUUCAAGAUAGAUCUGAUCAACUUAAACAAAAAAUUGACCAGAUAGCUCAGAAACUUAUCAGUCAACUUGACAAACAAAUUCAAGAUGAAAUGAAACUGAUUGAUGGAUGUGCAUGGUCUUUAUAUCCAUUAAUUGUUCAAUGUGAAGUAGCCAGUAGAUAUGCUAAUGCACUGAAAGACUAUGGAAGACCAGAAGAGAUACUUCUUUGCUUAUCUCAAGUGACGGAACAACUACAAUUUUUACAACGAGAAAAGAUUGAAUAUCUUAAAGUUCAUAUAAAGCCACACUUUAAAGUUGGUAAUUACAAUUACAAUGAAAAUGAAACAGAAACCACUAACCAAUCAUCAUUCAAUUCAUCUUAUCUAUUUGGAACAAUUGAAUAUGAUAAAUUAGUAGAGGGAUUUAUGAAAAAUGAAGUUGAUGCUAAUAAAAAUAAGACAAAUCAACAUAAUGAAUUGAAAUUGGAAUUGGAUAGUUCAUGCUUAAAUAUUGAUCAUAUAUCAGUUGGUGUAAACACUAGUCCAAGAGAAAUGACUUCACUGUCCAGUUUCAAUCUUGCAGACAGAUUUAAUAAUAUUCAUAGUAACAGAAAUAAUGACUCAAGGGUGUUUAAUUCUGAUAACCAUCUCAAAAUCAAUGACAAUUUUCGUACGCCUAGAAAUGGAUACUUGUCUAAUAAUAUCAAAGAUAAAACUAUGAACAAUGAAUGCGAUUACUUGUCAAAAUAUCAGAUGAUCAAUGAAUUAGAAUUCGAUGCAAGAGUUAGUUCUGAUUUACGAGAUGUUUGGCCUACUGGAUUAUCUGUGAAUCAGUCCAAUGGAGAUAUUUAUCUUGUGGACAGAGAUAAUGCCCGAAUAAAGCUUUUCACACAUGAUGGAACAUUUAUUUCAAGUUUGGGGGAUACAGGUGAAAUGACUGAUCGAUUGAUAAGUCCAUUUGAUAUUGCAGUAUCAUCCACUUGGGGAACAAUAUUUGUAUCUGAUUAUCAACGAGAUGAGGUUCGACUGUUCACUUUGGAUGGACGCACACAAGGUUCACUAACAAAAACAAAACUUAAACAUCCACGUGGUUUAUGUUAUGGUCUUGGAUUACUAGCUGUUGUAGAAAGUCGACGACAUCAAAUCAGUCUUUAUGAUAUACGUAGUGAUCCACAAUCACCUGUUCGUCGAAUACCAGCUGAUAGUACAGGAGAUGAAAAUUCGAAUAAAUUUGUUUUUAACAGUCGAACCUCAUUGACUGAACCGUAUUAUGUAGAAAUUCUUGAUGAAAGUGGAGGAUGUCUGGCAAUUACUGAUUGGGCUGCACCAAGUGUAAAAUUAUUCUCGCUUGCAUCUGGUUGCUUUCUGUCUUCAAUCGGUGGUUAUGGAACUACAAGUGAUAAUAUACUACAACCUUAUGGAAUAUGCUAUGCACCAUGGACUCGAUCAUUUCUGAUCGCAGAUCACGUAAACCAUCGAAUACAAGCAUGCCAGUUAAGGCUUAUCAUGAAUAAUGAAAAUGAUAACGACUGGACAAAUGAUCUAGUUAAGCCUGUAAAACCAUCUGGAGGUUGGAAUGAAACACUGGUCAGUGGUACUUCGAAAAACGCAUCGACUAGUUUAUCUCCAUUGAGACCGAUCGCUGAAAAAGGAUCACAUUCAAUAUGGCAUCCAAUGGCUAUGGCAACAGAUGUACAACGAAAACGUAUAAUUUUAACUGAGGCAUUAGGAAGUGUGAAAGUAAUCAAAUCAGUGGAAAUAAAUCAAUAG
Molecule: messenger RNA, 2169 nt
Organism: Trichobilharzia szidati
Lineage: Eukaryota; Metazoa; Platyhelminthes; Trematoda; Strigeidida; Schistosomatidae
Source: the annotation of a GenBank genome assembly